AUGAUGAUGAUGAUCGUGCCAUCACGUGGCCUGCAAAAUGAAGCCAGGGCUUCUGUUGUACAGCCUCCGCCGAGACCUGUGAGCUUCCAGGAUUCCGAGAUUGACGAGGACACCGAUUCGACAGGCACGAAUUCUUGGACUCCUUCCCUCUCGAGGCAAAAGUGGGCUGUGCUCCCAAAAGCUGCUGCAAAGAGGUCCAAGAAGGCUCCUUCAACAACUCCUCCCGAGGUCUGCAAGCGGCCUCUGAUUGUAAGGCCUAGAAAGGAACCUUCUGAACCACCUAAAGGACGAUCGUCUCCCCCGCUGGUUGACAACGGCGCAAGAAUGGUGCUGAGACCACAGUCACGAAAAAAUUAUUCAGUGAAAGAAUAUGUCAAGAGCAUCAUGGAUGCAUUUUAUGCGCGGACAGCCAGUUUCAGCAUGCCGGGAUUGCAGCACCCCACUGGAGUGGCGGUGAACUACAGGCUGGCCCAUUUGGAGACCAGAAAGGAUAAUUCUAACUCAAAAGCAUUCUGA
This is a messenger RNA of Rhipicephalus sanguineus (brown dog tick), 516 nucleotides long. RefSeq lists its product as uncharacterized. Bases 1 to 516 code for a protein of 171 amino acids. Lineage: Eukaryota; Metazoa; Arthropoda; Arachnida; Ixodida; Ixodidae. The transcript has 6 exons. The record is from RefSeq and is a predicted model, not a curated record.